AUGAGAGAUAUUUAUACACCUUCCCCUGGGCUUCCUCAAGACUUAUCAUGUCGGAAAAAAUGUGUUACGCUAAAAUGUGAUUCACAGAAGCUAUUGGUUAUUCAAGAGGAUUUAGAGGCCUGUUUACCUCCAAUUGCUACUUUUAGUCAUCAUCGUGAAAGUCGUACUAAUCUUUGUUCUACAUCUGUUAAUAAAUCAGUAAAUUUGAAUUGUAAGAAGCGUUCAAAGCAAACAAAACAUAACAACACUGAAAAUAUAGUUUACUGUGAUUUGCCUCAAUGCCCAAGUUUCAUAAAUAGAAAACCCUCUAAGCAAAGAACUCAUUUAAAACAUCAUUCACUUUUGCAAAAGAAUCAUCUAUCAUUAUCAUGUUCACAGUGUGGAAAAAGUUUCAGUUCAAAAGAAAAUUUAAGAAGGCAUAUGAAUAUGCAUUUAGGUUUAAAACCAUAUAUCUGUCAAAUUUGUCAUCGAGCCUACUCUCGAACCUCAGAAAGAUCUCAAUGUAUGAAAAAGCAUCGUCAUAAAGAAACUAACGCUGAACAAGUUGAACAGUCUUCACGUGAAGAUGUUUAUAAUGAUUGGAGUUCUUCUGGUUUAUCUGCUUUACAAAUUGAAGACAAGAUUAAUCAAUCUCGUCCAAGACCAUAUGUAUGCCAAAUCUGUGAUGAUCAUAGAGCUUAUACUGAUCCAAGUUCACUUCGUAAACAUAUGCGUUCUUUUCAUGCUGAUCUUAAAAAUGAAAAACAAACAAAAGACAAUCAUCCUGUUGGCGAAAUUUUACCAAAGCCGAUAACGCCUCCUAUUCCUCAAUGUGAUGAACCUAUAAGUCUUGUGCUAGAAACCUCGACUGUUGAUACCAAUCCAGUGGAUGUAUUACAACCAUCUUCUGAAAAUGUUUCGACUUUAGAGACUACCACCUCAUUUGUUGAAGUUGAUCCAGUUUAUACGAAUUCUAUUACUCCAUCAUCAUAUUAUAAUGUUGUAAUAACUACAAUGGCUUCAGAUACACCUAUCAAAAAUAUUAUGAUUACAAAUUCUAAUGAUUCUCAAGGAUAUCCUUUGGCAAUUGGAUCAUCUUUUCAUCCUCAUUAUACUGUUGCAUUAACAGACUCUCUGUUGCCUUUGAUGCCUGUCAAAUCGACGCUAUCAAUGACUCCAGUAGCAGUAGCGGAAGCCGCAGGGGAAGUAUCAACAACAACUACGUUAAAAAGUGAAUAUGACAAUGAGGCUGCUGUAGAUCUAUGCAAUUCAGCAUUGUGCUUACAAGUUUACUCAGGCAAAACUCAUUCUUCUAUACCAUCAACAGUAAUGGAAAGAGUCGAUGCUUCAUCUCUCCCGUUAUCUACAUCAAAUCUGUCUAGUAUGGUGGUACCACAGUAUGUUACACAAACUAAUCAAAUUGUUAACAAUGGAUCAAUAUCUAAACGUUUAUUCUAUUCUAAUUCUGGUCUUGAUCUUACUGACACACAAUACUUUACACUGACAGGAACAUCAAAAGCAAUUGAUUUAUCCGCCGAUCCUUCUGUUGAUAUAAUUACUAUGAAUCCAAUUGACUUGAGCGCACCUCAUCAGUGUACAAUGUUUUUUGAUUCAACAAAUGAUUGUUCUGAUAAUUCAUUCUUCACAUCACAUACAAUAUGGGAUCCUGAACCAGGAUUUAGUUUUACUGACCUAUUACUUACUAAUAAUGAUAGUGAUGAUUGUGUUGUUGAAGGUGAUAUGUCUGUAGAGUUCCCAGAAGUUAUAAUGUAUCCUGAAAAUAGUAUUUCUACAGAUUAUCGUCCCGGUGAAGUGAAUAUCACUCAUAACCCAUCAUCGUAUGAUGAAACAGUUAUUAAUAGUGAAUGCAGUAUGUCAGAUGUGUUCAUUUCAUCGUGUAAUAAUUAUUUCAUCCCAUCUAAUAUAAUAACAGUAACGACAAAAAUGAUGACGCCGACGGCAGUCUGGAGACUUGUUGCUCAGUCAGAUUCAUUAUUCAGUAAAGAUUCAAUAUCAAAUUAUUCGGAAUGUAUAAACUUAACUCCAUUUGGUGAAUUUCUCGUAUGGUCUGCUGAAGCUGUACUGUGGUUGCGUCGUACCUACAGAAUUAUUGGUCGUGCUUCAUAUGCCGUAGAAUCAUGUAAAAAGCUUCAUAAUCAAUCGAAGAAACCAGAUCGAUUACCAGUUCGUUUAAAUUUUGAAGAAGUUGUCUUAUUACUCUCUAAAGGUUUUAUCAAUGGCCUGUUGUGUAGUAGACCAGUAUUAUCUGUGGCUAAACCAUCAGAGGAAACUAUCAAAGAAUAUAAUAAUGCUCUUUUGAAGAAUGCUGAAGAAAUGAUUGGUAUAUUCAAAACGCAAAGACGAUUAAAAUUAGUCGGUCAUUAUGGUCAACUAGUGAAUGGUAUGAAAUUACGUCAACAACGUAAACUAAUGGCUCAAGCAUGUCAUACAGAAGUAUCCAAGGCAACAAUUCCCUGUACAGAUGAUACAAAAGAUAUUUACAAAUCGCAAUUGUCUUCUUCAAAGUUAUCCACUCGUAAACGACGUUAUGAGCGACGUAUGUUACAGAAACAGUUAAAAAAGAAAAGGAACAUGAUGGACUCUUCGAUUCACUUUGAUAUUAAUGAUGAUGACAACGAUAAUGAUGAUGAAUAUGAUUGGUACAAUGAUAAUCAAGACUCUCCUGAAAUGACUGAUUCACCAAUUACUUUAGAUGAUAUAAUUUCUGAACAGACUACACAUCAAGGAGCAUCAAAGUCAUCUGUGAUAUUGAAUGAGAAACUUGAAGAAUCUCUACCUUAUAUACCACAACACUUACCGCGUCCUACUCCUAUUGAAUGGCGACGUCCUGGUGAAUAUAUUUUUGUUAGUUUACCAGAAACUGUGCCAUCUGAAGAUCUUUAUUCAGUUGUUCUUUGGUUGACUGAGUUAAUUCAACAACAACGACGCCAACAACAUCAGUUUAAAUCACUUGAUGACUCUGACAGUAAUGUUAAUGGUUGCAUUGCAGAAACUUCACUUACACAACGCUUACAGUGUUGCUUUGUAUAUAAAGAUUUAUGGGAUAAAGGUUAUUAUAUUAGUACAUCUAGUGCUAAAAUGGGUGGAGAUUUUCUUUUAUAUCAAGGUGAUCCACUCUUGUAUCAUGGCAGUCAUAUUGUUACAGUGUGUAAUCCAAAAGAUAUAUUUCUUAAUUCACAGUUAUUAGUUAAAUUACGCAUUGCAAAUAGUUUGAAAAAGGUACUAGUACUAGCUACAGUACCUAGUAUAGAUAAAUUUACCAAGAAUUGUACACAAGAAACAGAUGAAGUUGAAAAUGGUAGCGACACGGUUAUCGUCUCCGAUGUUAACGCCAUUAGGAACAAUAGUACUAAUAACAACAGCAAGAAUGACAACAAUUGGGAUGUCAUUUAUUUGUCUUUGCAGUACAUGUCUACGCACUCUAAUAAUAAUAAUAAUAAUCCGAUGUCUCCUAGAUCAUCAUUACAACGAUCAAAAUUAUCCCAAUCUUAAUUAAUGUGAUUUUGUAAACAAUAUUUGGAAAUAAAUAUAUUUAUACUGAAAUUCUCAUUUUUUCUUAUUUCCCUCAGUGUUUUUGAUAAAAAAAAUUUUUAAUGAAUUGUUAGUUUGUAUUGAAUGUUAUGACUCUUACAGCUGCUAUCAAGAGCAGUCAUUGAUGUUAGAGAUAGACAGGCAAAGAAAUCCACUCAGUAGUGGAUAUAUGCCUUAUUAGCUUGAGAAUUCGAAUUUCAUCCAAUAGGUCUAGGGUUCAAGUCCUAAUCCACGUACUUCAGCCUCAGCAACCAGAUAGUUCGUCAGCCCUCGCACUAUAAGUAUGACUAGACGUGAUUCCGUGUAGUUGAGUUCAAACAACCAGUCUUUGAAUCUUCACUUACUGUUGUAAUCAAAAGAUGUUUUUGAUGUAGGUGUGUUCUCUGGGUUGGAUUGUUUAUUUGUGA
This is a messenger RNA of Trichobilharzia regenti, 3938 nucleotides long. The record is from the annotation of a GenBank genome assembly. Lineage: Eukaryota; Metazoa; Platyhelminthes; Trematoda; Strigeidida; Schistosomatidae.